AUGGCCGGACAAGAACAGCGCCGCCGCCGCCACCGCGUCGUGCUGUUCCCGCUGCCGUUCCAGGGCCACGUCACCCCGAUGCUCCAGCUCGCCGCGCUCCUCCACUCCCGGGGCCUCGCCGUCACCGUCCUCCACACGGCGUUCAACGCCCCCGACCCCGCGCGCCACCCGGAGCUCGCCUUCGUCCCCAUCCACGAGGCGCUCCCCGACGAGGUCACCUGCCCCGGCGCCGACAUCGCCAGGCAGCUCCUGGCGCUGAACACCGCCUGCGAGGCGCCCUUCCGGGACGCCCUCGCGUCGCUGCUGCUGCUGCGCGGGCGCCGCGGCCAGGACCAGGACCAGGGCUCCGUGGCUUGCGCGGUGGUCGACGGGCAGUGCUACGCCGCGGUGGACGCCGCCGCCCAGCUCGGCGUCCCCGUCCUCGCGCUCCGGACCGACAGCGCCGCCACGUUCCGCACCAUGCUCGCGUUCCCGCGGCUGCGCGACGCCGGCUACGUUCCCAUCAAAGAGGAGAUGCUCGAUGAGCUGGUGCCGGAUCUCGAGCCGCUCCGCGUGCGGGACCUGAUCCGCGUCGACGGCAGCGACGCCGACGCGCUGUGCGGCUUCAUCGCCCGCGUCGCCGGCGCCGUCCGUUCCUCGGCGUCCGGCGUCGUCGUCAACACGUUCGAGGGGAUCGAGGCGCCGGAGCUCGCCAAGAUCCGGCGUGAGCUCUCUCUCCCGGUCUUCGCGGUCGGGCCGCUACACCUGAUGUCCCGGGCGCCGGCGGAGCAAACCACCCUGCGCGCGCCCGACGGCGGCUGCCUGGCGUGGCUGGACACGCGCCCGCCGCGCUCCGUGCUGUACGUGAGCCUGGGGAGCGUGGCCACCGUCGGCCACGCCGCGUUCGAGGAGAUGGCGUGGGGGCUUGCCGGCAGCGGCGUCCCGUUCCUGUGGGUCGUCCGGCCGGGCUUGGUCGCCGGCGGCGAGGAGGAGGCUCCGCCGCCAUUGCCAGAUGGGUUCAGCGAGGAGAUCAAAAACAGGGGGAAGAUUGUGACAUGGGCUCCACAGAGAGAGGUCUUGGCGCACGCAGCCAUUGGCGCGUUCUGGACGCACUGCGGGUGGAACUCGACAUUGGAGAGCGUCUGCGAAGGGGUGCCCAUGCUCGUGCAGCCGUGCUUCGCGGACCAGACGGUGAACGCGAGGUACGUGACGCACGUGUGGGGGGUUGGGAUGGAGGUUGGGGAGGUGAUCGAGAGGGGAAUCGUCGCGGAGGCGGUGGCGAAGGUGAUGGUUGGGGAAGAAGGAGCUCGGAUGAGGGAGAGGGCACACCGUCUGAAGAUGGAAGCAUCUGCCGCUACUAGUUUGUCCAUAGAUAGCCUAAUUCAUUACAUAUCGUCCCUGCCAACUGCAAAUUAGUCAUGCUCAGCAAAAUUAUCAAAUA
Messenger RNA from Setaria italica (foxtail millet), 1420 nucleotides. Its product is annotated as DIMBOA UDP-glucosyltransferase BX8. The transcript is spliced from 2 exons. Gene Ontology annotation, molecular function: UDP-glycosyltransferase activity. Bases 1 to 1395 code for a protein of 464 amino acids. The record is from RefSeq and is a predicted model, not a curated record. NCBI's taxonomy places the organism in Eukaryota, Viridiplantae, Streptophyta, Magnoliopsida, Poales, Poaceae.